Chironomus riparius is the source of this 2041-nucleotide messenger RNA. The record is from the annotation of a GenBank genome assembly. NCBI's taxonomy places the organism in Eukaryota, Metazoa, Arthropoda, Insecta, Diptera, Chironomidae.
GGAAAUGCCGGAAAAAAGCCAACAGUAUCUCCACAACUUUCACAACUAUUUGGAAAAUCGCGUGAAUUUAUUAACUCAUACCUUCCAUCCAAAAAUACCAAUUGAAAAAGUACGUCGGUCAGUUCCGAAUGACGUCAAAUUACGUGUUCUACAGAAUCAAAGAUUUAACGACUACCUCGAUAAGAUAUCUACAGACAAAGAUGAUCGAAAGAAGAAAGUUUUUGCAGCACUUCAGAUUUUAUCAGAAAUGGCAUUUGAUAGGAAUAUGAUUGUCAUCAGGACAUUGGGAUCAAUUAUUGAAAAAUUAAUGGGACAACUUUAUUCUGCCGUUCAUAUUAAUCAGAACUCUAUAAAAAAUCUAAAAGAAUCGAUGGGAAAUCAACAGAUAAUUUAUUUACCAUGUCAUCGCUCAUAUGUAGACUUUAUGCUUAUGUCAUUUAUAUGCUUUAUUAAUAAUAUUGAAAUACCAAGUAUUGCAGCUGGAAUGGAUUUUUAUAAUAUGAAGGUUUUGGGGGAACUGAUGAGAAAAACUGGAGCAUUUUAUAUGCGACGAACAUUUGGUGAUGAAUUCUAUUGGAAUAUUUUCAAGGAAUAUAUGCACGAGAUCAUAACUUAUAAUGAUUUUGGAUUGGAAUUUUUUGUUGAAGGCACGCGAAGUCGCACGUGUAAAGCAUUAUGGCCAAAAUUGGGAUUAUUGUCGAUGAGUUUAGAGCCAUAUUUUAUGGGUGAGGUACAUGAUUUAAAAGUUGUGCCUGUAUCAAUCAGUUAUGAAAAGGUUUUGGAAGAACAACUUUUUGUUUAUGAACUUUUGGGAAUUCCAAAGCCAAAAGAAUCGACAAAAGGUUUUUUCAAAGCUAUUACGUCCUUGAAAAGUAAAAGUUAUGGCAACAUGUUUUUUGAUUUUGGGGAACCGAUUUCCUUAAACAGUUUUUAUGGAAGUGAUGUUAAAAAAUUCAAUCAUUCAUCAGAACCUGCUCAUAUACAGAAAAUGAGCGCUGAUGAGAUUCAAUUGACGACAGAUUUAGCUCAACAUGUUCUCAAGCAGCAACAAAAUAAAAUAGUCAUUAUGGCUUAUAACUUGAUUGCUCUGAUUUAUUGUGAAAGGAUUCACACAAAUUCUAUUGAAUCUCUAACAUUUAUGGAACUAGAAAGAGAAGUUUUAAAAUUGGCAGCUUUUUUUGAGGAACUUGGAGCAAUUGUUGGUUUCGAUGACAAAGAUCCAGCUAAGAAUAUUCGAGAGACUAUGGCAUUACAUGAUAAUGUCCUCGAAGUAACUGGAAAUAGCUCAAAUAUACAGUUGAAAAGAGCCAACACUGAUUCCAAUAGAACUUCAAAUGGAAACCUUAAAGGACAUUGGUUGUGCAAGGAAGUAAUGGAUAUUGUUGUACCUGUAUUUUCACUUCAACUUUACUGCAAUCCAACGAUUUAUUGGCUGUCUCAACCAGCACUUUUUGUACUGUCUACGAUUGGACAGAAUGUAGUGUUAAUUGAUGAUCUCAAAAAGGAUGUCUUAUGGCUUCGACAGGUCUUUAUUUACGAAUUUGUUCUAUAUCCACGAUUUGAGGAUGAGGAAUUUGAUAAAGUCUUGAAAAAAUUAUUGGACAUGAAAAUUUUAAUUCAGUCAUCAGAAUCUUCAGUCAUUCUCAAUGAGAAAUCUCCGUAUAUAAAUCUAUUGUUGAGCGCAAUUUCUCCAUUCUUUAGCUGCUUCUAUAACACAUCAGAAAUCAUUUUAUCUAAAUUUAUUGGUAUGAAGUUUGUCGACAAGGAUAUUUUUAUAGCAGUACAAUCCACAUUGGAACAGGAAUUGUUAAAGGGAAACGGCACUAUUCAUCCAUAUUCCCUAUGCUUAGAAUCUAUGAAUACUAGUAUUUUGUCUCUGUGCAAUUCACAAUGCUUGUUCAAAGAAAAACAAAAUUGUGUCAAUCAAUACAGUAUUGACGAGGCGAACAUGUCAGCUUUAGUAAAUCGCUUGAGAUGCUUCAAUUCGAGAUGGAACUUUAACUACAAGUAUUUUGGCAACAUUAUAUUAUCUAAAAUUUAA